Blastomyces gilchristii SLH14081 is the source of this 2072-nucleotide messenger RNA. Its product is annotated as ADP-ribosylation factor-like protein 1. The record is from RefSeq and is a predicted model, not a curated record. Gene Ontology annotation, molecular function: GTP binding; GTPase activity. NCBI's taxonomy places the organism in Eukaryota, Fungi, Ascomycota, Eurotiomycetes, Onygenales, Ajellomycetaceae. The coding region runs from base 753 to 1304 and encodes 183 amino acids. The transcript is spliced from 5 exons. Gene Ontology annotation, cellular component: cytoplasm; Golgi apparatus. Gene Ontology annotation, biological process: vesicle-mediated transport; intracellular protein transport.
CGAGUAUAGACGUAGCGCAGGCCGUGGAAAUUGAGAGAUGACAAGCAGCCCGGGAGGUUCCAAUGAAGCCUGAAUUAAUAAGGCGUUCUCUUCAGAUCUGUCAGAUCUGCCGCCCGUUCUGGUGUUGCGGGGUGGUCCAGUUGGCGGAGGGUGGUUGUUGCAUGAAGGCAAUGAAGGCAAUCGGCGCAUCAAAGGAAUAAAUAUGAUCCUCGUUGGGCCAAGACCAGCAACAGCGUCCAUGCGCGGCUAAAACGCCCACCACGGACCAAGCUCCGGCCAUUUGUUAAAUAACAACCUGGAGCAAACUUUAGCUUUUAUAAAUAUGCGCUCAACAGCUCUAACAUCCGCGCUCACGACAACAACAACAACAGCCCUUCUUUUUCACCUAUGCUUCAUGCUAUUCGCCUGCAUUGCGUAUUGAUUUAAUCCUCCUUAUUUAAUACCCGCUUUCCCUCUGAAACAUCCGCUCGAAGCCAGCUCUUCCGGUUCUCACACAACGUCAUUCAAUACGCUCUCUCCGGAUUUUGAGCCUACGCCUCCUAUUUGCACACGAACACAACAAUCAGAUUGAGAUAAACAGACUGCCUUGCUUUGGCUUUAAAGACUACUCUUUUCUCCGGGUCUGUCACUUGGUUGACCUAGUGAAACCUGCGUCUCUGGAAGACGACAGAUAUCCCUCUCUUCCGCCUCCUCUCGGCUUCCGUUUCGUUUCCUAGUAGUUUUAUAUACUCUUUUUUACGCCUCAAGCAAUCAUGGGCGGAUCGAUAUCAAGAUUACUGUCAGGCUUGUUUUGGACAAAGAAGGAAAUCCGGAUCUUGAUUUUGGGGCUUGAUAAUGCUGGCAAGACAACGUUACUCUAUAGAUUAAAGAUCGGCGAAGUCGUCACAACCAUCCCAACAAUCGGCUUCAAUGUUGAAUCUGUCACAUACAAAAACCUCAAUUUCAACGUCUGGGACCUGGGCGGACAAACCUCCAUCCGCCCUUACUGGAGAUGUUACUAUGCCAAUACUGCCGCUGUGAUCUUCGUCAUUGACUCCACCGACAUCGAACGGCUCGGGACGGCCUCAGAUGAACUAGCCGCAAUGCUGAACGAGGAGGAACUCCGCGAUGCCGCGCUGCUCGUCUUCGCGAAUAAGCAGGACCAGCCGGGCGCAAAGGGUGCUGGGGAGAUUUCCGAGGCGUUGAAGUUGGGUGAGCUGCGGGAUCGUAACUGGAGUAUUGUAGCGUGUUCUGCUAUUGAUGGGAAGGGAAUUGAGGAAGGGAUGGAUUGGUUGGUGCAAACGGUUCAAUCGGAAAAUUCAUAAGCAGGCAAAGAAUUGGCGUAGAAACGGAACAUCCUCAUGGCGUUUCGGAUUUCGGAUUCUUUCUCUUUUUUUGUCCAUUCGCUAUUACAUCCCUCUUCCCUUUUCUUACCUCAUUCCUCUCUCUUUACCUCACAGCCUAUUUUUCCAUUCCCUUUGAUACCUAUUUGAUAGAACUGAAUACGAACAUAUUAGUCGCAACGACCCAACCCAACCCUGUCACCUAUAAUCUCCCGUUCGGCUAAGGUAUGAGGAUGAACUGCUCCGGGCGGUCGCUGUUCUACUUUUGAUGGGUAGAUAUCAGUUUCUUCUAACGUCCUCUGGCUAAAUCUAGCGGGGAAUGAACGCUAUUUCGUGAAGCCGAGGUGGGGUGGGAGAGGAGAGCUUUUGGAUAGUUCCAUGAGACGAAGAGUAAUAGGUAUAUGGAGUAGUUAUACAAAAAGUAAAAAUGAAAUAAGAGCGGAAAACUUCAUAGGUAGUAACUUGAUUCCUGCUUUUAAACAAUAAAGGGACGAAAAGAAUAACAUAUAACGUUACUAAUUAUUAAAGCUAUGGGCGAGGUACGUUGACAAAAAUAUACAUAUACAUGCAGGACAAGAAGACCCUUUCCACCAUAAGGAUUAUUGAGGAACCAAAUCGCAUAUAACCUCAAGGAGCACCAUUAAGUAUUAGAUUAGCCCUUAGACAAAAAAUAAAGGAGAAAAUGUCAAAAUUAACCGAGAACAUUUUCGAGUAAUACCAUUCAAACUUUUUGUAAACGAUUUUCAAGUU